AUGCCCUUCCUGCCCUUCCUGCACCUUGACCGACGGGGAAUUUGGACCUCGGGUCUGGCCCUGGCCCCGGAAACGCCCUCCAGCCCCGGGGACGCGCCAUGGAGCGGCAGGGCGCCGACUGCAUUGCCCCUGGUCGCGCCGUCUCGGCCGGUCCUCGGCGUGGACGGCGAUACAACCGUGCUGCAGCUGCGGUCCUGCGGAUGCAUGACCUGCGUCCCCCCGAGCCGCUAA
Molecule: messenger RNA, 231 nt
Organism: Penicillium canariense
Lineage: Eukaryota; Fungi; Ascomycota; Eurotiomycetes; Eurotiales; Aspergillaceae
Exons: 1
Coding region: 1-231 (76 amino acids)
Source: RefSeq, a predicted model, not a curated record